UCACGUGACCUCCUCUACGUCACGUUCGGCACCUGCUGUCAUAUCGGAGGAAAGAUGGCGUCGUCGGGGACAGCGAGUUUCUUCCUCCAGCGGAUCCCCGGGUUCAUGGCCGUGUUUCUGGCCGUGUUCAGUGUUCUGAUCACGGUGCAGUGCGAUGAGCAGGUCCCGGUCAUCAUGUGGACGAGUGAAGGGGUCUCCGUCCCUCAGCAGGCUCCACCCACUGCAGGUCACAUUGUUGGGCACCAGCAGCUGGCCUCCUACCUGGAGAAGGCCCUCAACGUCGGGCCCCGAAACCUGGUGCUGUUCCUUCAGGAUAAGAUGAGUAUUGAAGAUUUUACCAUGUAUGGAGGAGCCUUUGGAAACAAGCAAGAUGGUGUUUUUCCUAAUCUUGAGGGAGCGCUUCAGGCCUCUUCUUCUUCUCUGGUUCUUCCUGCUGUGUCUUGGCCCGCCUCCAACGCUGUGAUUGGUCAGCUGCAGGACCAAUUGGAAACGUCCCCUCUGUACAUGGACCCGGAGACGCUGAGCCAGCUGAGACUGAACGCCUCGUCUCCGGCUCUGCUGGUGUUCAGGCUGCCGUACGGGACCGGGUCCGAUCUGCUGUCUGCUAAAGAGAUUCUCAGUGGAAACGAUGAGGUCAUGGGUCAGGUGAUGAGCAUCAUGAAGUCCCAGUCCAUCCCCUUCACGGCCGUUUAUACCGGCCUGCAGCCCUCCAGGAAGGAAGCGGCGUCCAUGUCUCUGGAGGCGGGGCUUGGUGGAGGACGCUCCCUGCUGCAGUCCAGAGGUGGAUACAGGGACCGGUCGAGGGACCGGGAGCGCCAGCAGCGCGUCAAGGAGCGGCCCGGAGUCUACCCUCCUGUGGAGUUUAAGGAGGACGACAAAACCUGCAUGAUGCUGUGGGCCAGACGCCUGACGGUGAGCAUUCUGCGGAACAACCAGUGGGAGGAGCACAACCUGACGCCAGCCACGUUUGGAGAGGGAGUUAGCCCCAAGCUACACGGCUCCGACUGCGACAAGAGCAAAUCCAGGUUGGUUCUGAACUAUGAAAACGUCCUCGGCCACCGCAGCUUCAAGCUGAUCUUCGUCAUGAGCCAGCGCCAUUACACGGUGUCGGCGCGCCGCUGGUUCACUCUGGACGCCGUGGAGCUGGAGUACGACGGCACCAAAGCCACGUUCAACGGCAGUAGGAAGAUCUACGCCCCGGCUGAGUACUCCUACCGCUGCUCGUCCGUCAGCAGCUUCCGCUGGCCGCUGCUCGUCCCGCGCUCCGCCAAAGACCCGGCCAACCAGUGGAGGGUCUCCUUCGACGACUUCCAGAUCCAGGGCUUCAGCUUGAGCGGCAGCGAGUUCUCGUACGCCAGCGACUGCGCAGGGUUUUUCUCGGCUGGGAUCUGGAUGGGCCUGCUGACCAGUCUGCUCAUGGUUCUGGUUCUGACCUACGGCCUGCACAUGAUCAUGCAGCUGCUCACCAUGGACCGCUUCGACGACCCCAAAGGCCCCGGCAUCUCCGUGCCCCAGACUGAGUGAACCCGUCCUCCCACCGCAACCAACCGGUCCUCCCACCGCAACCAACCGGUCCUCCCACCGCAACCAACCGGUCCUCCCACCGCAACCAACCGGUCCUCCCACCGCAACCAACCGGUCUUCCCACCGCAACCAACCGGUCCUCCCACCGCAACCAACCGGUCCUCCCACCGCAACCAACCGGUCCUCCCAUUCCAUCAUCACUGAAACCUUUAAUGUGAAUUCCAGCACCGACAGUCAAAGUUUAGGUGAUUGAAACAUCCAGAAAUAAUUACUAUUUAUUAAAUGGAGUAAAGAUGCUAUUUAUUAUUGUUACUGCUGUGAUUGUUGUGAAGUUCCAGUUUACAUUUGUUUUGUUGUAGAUAUGUGAGAUUAUUACUGGAAGCAUUAAAUUGGAUUAUGGAUUAUGUUCAUGAUAUUCCAUUGUUGUUGUAUUGUUGCUGUGACUCCAAUAAAACAUCCUAAAGGUGUCA
This is a messenger RNA of Gambusia affinis (western mosquitofish), 1994 nucleotides long. It is a transcript of the gene atp6ap1a, whose product is annotated as ATPase H+ transporting accessory protein 1a. The transcript is spliced from 11 exons. Gene Ontology annotation, cellular component: proton-transporting V-type ATPase complex. The record is from RefSeq and is a predicted model, not a curated record. Lineage: Eukaryota; Metazoa; Chordata; Actinopteri; Cyprinodontiformes; Poeciliidae. Bases 55 to 1524 code for a protein of 489 amino acids.